AUGGGCCGAGCAUGGCUCGGUGCCCAGCUGUCGGUGCUUGCCCUCCAGGCCUUCGCGCAAACUGGCCCCGGAGCUCCGGUGAGCUUUCAGCAGCCAGGCUUCCAGAACCGCUACUACCAGGCCAGCGGCUACCUGGGCUCUCGUGUGUUGGAGCACAACCGGACGACGCCUGAUCGGCGCUUCGACCAGUACAUCGAGGUCUUGUGGCCGUCCAAUGCGGUGGUGGACCGGCAGGGGCAGAUUUGGCUGUCAGAUCAGCGCCAGCACCAGGUGGUGCUGGUGAAGGCUACCAGCCGCUAUGUGAGCUGGCCCGCCUUCUACACGGAAUAUGCUGGCGCACGGGGGCUCUCAGGCCAUGUGGAUGGCAGUCGACUGAAGGCGCGCUUCAACAGCCCCAAGGGCAUCGUCAUCACCAUGGACCCCCGAAGGCCGCUGCGCCUCUACGUGGCAGAUAGUGGCAACCACUGCAUUCGCGUCUUGAACUACGACUCGGGACGCGUCGCAACGAUCGCAGGCUCCAAAGAUACCCGAGGUUGGAGGGACGGGCCUGGACAGGAAGCUCAAUUCGAUGAGCCUUCGGGCCUGGGCAUGGAUUCUGAAGGCCUGCAUUUGUUCGUGUUGGACAACUUCCGAAGGAUCCGCUACAUCGAGCUCUAUCUCAAGAAGAAGACCGUGACCACACUCGUGGGCGGCGCUUGCCGUGCUGUUUCACGGUGGACGGACUACCACUCCAUCAUCCAGCGACGAGUGGGCUGCCACCCAGACUGGAAGGCCACGACAGCCAAAGAGCCAAUCGACGUCUUCGUAUCCGGGGAGGGGAUCUUCUUCUGUGCCGGGCACAAGGCCACCUGCGCCCCUCGGAACCACCACGCCUUGGCCGACCGCCUCGCCCCUCAGCUCCUCUCGGAGGAGUACGCGCAGCAGCUCUUGGAGGGGGUUCCUCCGGAAGACCCCUACGACAUGCCCCUGGUCCUGCCAGAUGCAGAUUCCUGA
Symbiodinium natans is the source of this 993-nucleotide messenger RNA. The record is from the annotation of a GenBank genome assembly. NCBI's taxonomy places the organism in Eukaryota, Dinophyceae, Suessiales, Symbiodiniaceae.